ACCCUGCACCCUCAAGCAGGAUACAGACGUCACUGAAGUGUUAUUAUUGUUAGCAGAUUCAAUGCGUGUAGCAGCAGCUAUUUUUUGUUUUCAUCAUUGAGUUGAGCUGAGAAACCCGAAGGAAAACCAAAAUAUCCAUUUGUAAAAGUGAAAAGUGUUUUCCUGACUAAUCUUUGGAUACAUUUAGAAACAAGCGACAAAGGCAUUAGGAUGCCAUUUUACAAGUAUCUUUUUUCGCCGAAACUCUUCAAGGAGUACGAUGGUUCAAAGGAUGUCUAUGAGCCCGGAGCUUUCGAAAAGUACGGAGACCAGAUUCUUGCUGCUUUGAACUUGAUGUGGAGCGUAGGCUAUUACACGUCCCCGCUGUUGAUAACGUUUCUCUAUCGCCGUGGCUACCUGGUAGUGGAUUCCGUUGGUACACUGGCAAAGUUCACCACCGGAAUUGGCCUGCUAAUUAGCUUUCGCUAAUGCAUGCGUGGCCUGGGUCGAUCCAUGAAUGUGGUUUAUGUGCGCUUUGCCGAGUGUUUCGAGAACGCCAAACGACACGAUAGGACCCCGGAAAGCAAGAACCAAAUCCGCCGCUACGACUUUGACUUCAAACAUUGGCCGGUGGACUUUACCGUCACCAGUACUGUGCAAAGAGCGCAAGCUUCUAGAACUAAACCGUUCUGGAUUUCAUCGUUACCAUGUCAGAUUGCGGCAUAUCUCGCGAUUCAUACAUUUGGGAUACGUAUGAUAUAUCCGGGGUCGGUUAAAUUGCUGCAAAAUUAUAUUGACCCAAUGCUUCAACAAGGCCGUACUAAACUCAUCACCGAGCAGAAGGGCAAACGCAACAAAGUUAAAACAUCCGACGGCAACGAAAUCGAUACCGUUUUUAUAGACAAUCGUAACAAGAGUUUAAACGGGCGCACUUUGGUGUUCUGUUCUGAAGGAAACGCGGGAUUCUACGAGAUUGGUAUCAUGUCCACACCGAUCGAGUUGCAGUAUUCGGUUCUAGGGUGGAAUCAUCCAGGGUUUGCUGGAAGUAGUGGUUCCCCUUAUCCCGCUCAGGAUCAGAACGCAGUGGAUGCUGUAAUGCAAUUCGCCAUAACUGAUCUUGGAUUCACUCCCGACAACAUCGUACUGUACGGGUGGAGUAUUGGAGGUUAUUCAACGCUAUAUGCCGCUUCUCAGUAUCCAGACGUCAAAGGGGUCGUUCUAGAUGCUACGUUUGACGAUGUUUUGCAACUGGCCAUACCAAGGAUGCCGGAAAGCCUGUCCAAUAUUGUCAAGAUUGCUAUUAGAGAUUACGUCAAUUUGAACAAUACAGAACUGAUUGCUCAGUACAAUGGACCUGUUAUGUUGAUCAGGCGAACAGAAGAUGAGAUUAUUUGUUCAGAGGACAAUAAUCUAGCGACAAACCGUGGCAAUUUCCUGCUCAUCAAUAUGCUCAAGUUCAGGUUUCCUAACAUUUUCAAAACAGAACAGGAAAAUCUCGCCAAGGAUCUCCUAGCCAAACCUAUCGAGUUCAUGCGGGAUGGUGAGCUAACCAACUCUGUCCAUGCUAUUCCAUAUUCAAAUAAACUUCUAUUUUUAGAUUCUGACGAACUUUGUCUGUCGUUACUGAUGUCCUACUUGACGGACAAUGGUAACAACGGCACGUCGCGAAGUUAUCCAAUCGAAAUUGGCGCCGAAUACAGCAAAGAACAAAGAGAUUCAAUGGCUAAAUUCCUUAUACGGAAACACCUGCAGGAUUAUAAAUCAACCCAUUGCACCCCACUGCCAGUAGAGUAUUUCAAAAUCCCUUGGGAAAUCCCAAGCGACACUGACUUCGUAUUUACCUAAAAAGUAUCCUGGAGAUAAAAAAUAAGUAGACCUUUACUGAAUGCAGAAGCGCAUGCUCGCAAAAAAGCUGCAACAAAUUGUACUACGUUCCAUUCUCAACUGCAGAUCUAUUCAUUCAUCAUAUGUUUGUUUGCUCACUAGCAUAUAAAGAAAGGUAAGUUUGUUUAUUAGUUCUGUAUUCUAAUUCAUUUCCACAUUACAUAUGAUAAUGUACCUAUCCAGUUUCUGGUAAAUAAGACAGAGAGUAUGGCAAACACAAAAAAAUCCAUUCAAUAAUGUGCAAAUUGGUAGAUACGACACUGUCUAUCUAUAAGAUAUACCGCUAAGUGCUGAAAUAAAAUUCAUAAGCAUGUAGUUUCGUUUUCGUUACACUAUAUUUGCUAAUAACUACACACUCAAAUUUAUUUUGGUUUUCUUUAGGGUUUUCUAUUUCUGUACUGUGCAAUGCUAUGAAUUUUGAAGCACCUUACGGUAUACAUAUUUUAAAGUGCAUCUCUUGCUAUAAACGGGAGGAGAUUUUACAUUCGAAACUUUGCUUUAGUAGCAGUAGCUGAUAUUGUACGUCAACCUAUUUAUUGGUAGAUUGUAAGAUGUUCACGCAAGGAAGACACAACCAGGGAAUAAAAACAACUUAAAAUUACCACAGAUUGAAGUGUUGUGCUUACUCCUCACAUUAGUUUGGAGCAUUGGAAUAUAAGAUUCUUCGCGAGAUAAGGCAAGUAAUUUUGGGGCAGAGGACAUAUUUUGCAAAAGAAACUAACAAAAGUCAGAAUAUAAUAUACAUUGGUGCAUUCAUUAGCUCUCAGCAUUAA
Messenger RNA from Armigeres subalbatus, 2636 nucleotides. RefSeq names its product phosphatidylserine lipase ABHD16A. Lineage: Eukaryota; Metazoa; Arthropoda; Insecta; Diptera; Culicidae. The record is from RefSeq and is a predicted model, not a curated record. Gene Ontology annotation, cellular component: endomembrane system. Gene Ontology annotation, biological process: phosphatidylserine catabolic process; monoacylglycerol catabolic process. Gene Ontology annotation, molecular function: monoacylglycerol lipase activity; glycerophospholipase activity.